Messenger RNA from Didymosphaeria variabile, 4038 nucleotides. RefSeq lists its product as uncharacterized. Bases 1 to 4038 code for a protein of 1345 amino acids. Lineage: Eukaryota; Fungi; Ascomycota; Dothideomycetes; Pleosporales; Didymosphaeriaceae. The record is from RefSeq and is a predicted model, not a curated record. The transcript is spliced from 7 exons.
AUGAGCACCCAGAACACGGAUGACAUUUUCGAGAAAGCGCACAAUGCGUUCAUCAAUAGCCUGUCUGAGAAGGAGAAGGCUCGGUUCGCCAAGUGUUCUUCGCCCGAGGAGUUGCUGGAGACGCUUAGAAACUUCAAAAUCAUGUCGACAAAACGCCAAAAGAAGACUCUGAAUCGUUGUUUGGGUGUAGUGAAGAGUUUCAAUGACAAACUUCGGCCUUACUUCGAUGCCAUUAACGUCAUCGCAAGCGCGAAUGACACAGUUGCUAUCGCGUACGGAGCCUUUCGGCUUGUACUUGAGCUUGCUAGUGGGUUCCCCACGUUGUUUGAGAGACUCAUUCUUGUUUUGGAGCGACUGUCCAACACCUUCCCGCAAUAUUCUGCGAUCAUCGAGCUCUUUGAGGGCAAUCCUCCAGCGCGUAUGCGUCGACAUCUAGAGAGUGUAUACCAAGACCUGUUCCGGUUCAUACAAAUGGCUACGAGAAUAUUCACUGCCUCAAGUGGAAAAGUGAAACGCCCCUUGAGUAUGAUCACGAAUGUCAUAUGGAAACCAUUUGAUGCUCAGUUCAGUAGCUUGCUAGAGGCUAUGGACGACCAUCGGAAAUUCAUCAUUGAUGAGCUAGAGAUUCACCAGGCUCAGCAAGCGAAGGACUCAGAGAGAGCUGCUGCCAUCGAACGAAAACGCGCAGAAGAGGAGCGGCAGAGGGCGGAAGUAUAUAGGAAACAAGCCGAUGACUUAUCCAGACAAUCCGAGGCUAGGAUUCAGGCUCUGAAUGCGGAGCUUAGAGAGUCCACAUUGCAACGCAUACUCGACUGGCUAGCGCCCCCAUUGUUUGUUGAGGCAUUGGAAAACAGCCAAGAACAGCGCGAAGAAGGCACAGCAGAGUGGAUAUUCGAAAACCAAAUUUACAAGGAUUGGCUCAGAUCUAAGGUGGAGCUCCGGGAAGGUGUAACAUCGAAGCGAAUGCCCCCGUGGGUACUCUGGGUUCAUGGCAACCCUGGAUCUGGGAAAACGAUUCUGGCUGCAUCUGUUGUCGAAGAAGUUUCUGAAGCCAGCGAGUCCGAGCUCCAAAGUCACCAGAUAUGUUACUUCUUCUUCAAGCAUGACGACCGAAAGAACUCCACCCUCGAUGCCGCAUAUCGCUCUAUCCUGGCUCAGAUCCUGCGCCGUGCUCGACAGGCGGACGGCAUUCUAGACAAAUUUCUUUUUGCAAGGGUCUCAUCAUCCCCCCUGUCUGGUCAGCAGAGAGCGACAUCGAAGGAGCUUCACGAGCUCGUUAGGGUGCUUGCUAGCGACUUCGAUCACCUCACAAUCAUUUUGGAUGGUAUCGAUGAAGCGAUACAGCCAGAUAUGCUGGGUCGCCAAUUGAAAGAAUUGGUGACAGCAUCCCCUAUCAAGCUUAUCCUUUUUAGUCGACCCAACGUCAACAGCUUACAUAAAUUGGUCGACCAGAGACAUCGUAUUGCAGUGAACAGAGAAGCCAUGAGCUCAGAUAUAAGAUUGUUUCUCGAACAUCAGUUACAGGAAUUUGUGGAUAAUGAAAAGCUUCCGGACUCUGCAGACAUCGAGGGAUUAGCAGAAACGCUUCUUUACGGGGCUGAUGGGAUGUUCCUUUGGGCCAAACUGAUGAUCAACUAUCUCAGUUCCUUCGCGUUAUCACCGCAAUCACGUUUGGCCACAAUCAACAGCGUACAUUAUCCGGAAGGACUGAAUACCAUGUAUGACAGGAUAUUGUCGUUGAUCACGACCGCUGGCACACCUCAAUCCCAUCUUGCGCAGCGUAUUCUCCUUUGGAUGAAUCAUGCGACCGACGGCUCCUACCUGACUUGCAAAUUUUUGCACGAGGCUACCAGUGAUCAUAGCCAGCAAAGAGUGCCGGAUGACUUCAUUUCCACCGUCAUCUCGGUCUGUGGUGGUCUAGUUGAGUGCAACCAUCAAAAGUACUUCCAGUUCACUCAUCUCACGGUCAAAGACUACUUGAAAGAAAGAGCACUUCUACAUUCCAGUGGCUCAACCGCGUUUAUUCCGGAUGCGGUUUCAGCCGCGGAAUUCAUGACAGCAAGGUGUAUUCAUCACAUACGUUGCCGCGCCCCUACGAAAUCUCCGGCCGUAGAGUCGGGAUUUUCGUCUUAUCCUACCGAUUUUGUCAAAGAACAGUCGUUUUGUAAAUAUGCUAUCAGAUACUGGUCUUACCACCUGUCAAAGACCGUACACUCCGGACUUGACUGUGUUGAACAUCCUGACCGUGAAUCUACGAUCAGUAUGUCAAAGUCUAUUUGCGGCUUUUUGAGCAGCCCUUGUGCUGUAGCUUUCUGGAUCGAAGGCAUCUACGGGUUUUUAGCAGAUAUGGAUGGAUGGUUCAAAGAAAUCGAAAUCUGGAUCGCAAGCAAACACUCACAUCAUGUGCGAAAGACAGCCAACCGCUUAAGGGAAUUGUCAAAUGACCUCAAGGCGAUAGACAAGGAGUGGGGUGGGAAACUUCAUGAGGUUCCAGCACGAAUCUGGACCGAUGUGCCUGUCUUCGCUGACGUUGGAAUUGCAGCCGAGUUGGGGAAGGCUUUAGGCACGGAACUUGUAAAAAAGAUGGAGCCGCUCGCCCAAACCCACGACAAUGGAGACGCCAUUCGUUGUUUGAGUACUAUCUCUUCCCUCACGAGCGACGGAGCUAUUAUGGCGACGCUCAACAUCUAUCCUUCGUCGUCAUUCGAGUGGUUCUGGAAAUCGAUCGACCCAAACACAGCCUACAACGAAGCAGAAAGACAUUGCCCUGGUUGGACGGCCAAGUAUGAAAUCUGGUCAACUGAAUCCAAAUUACGUAUAGCAAGUGCCAGUCUAGCUCUUCCGGAAUCUGAGAUACGCCUUCUCAUUCGGCAGUCCUUCCGUCAAGACCCGUACAGAAUUAGCGGCGCAAUAUCAUAUAGCGAGCAAGAUGACAGGAGCUUCGACACUUCCUUCGCCUUGGCUAUAGGCCCUGACUGUCUCACCUUCUCUGUUCUUAGAACAGUUUAUGCGAUCGCCCCAGGAGACUCACCAGCCACUUCCACCAGUAGAUCUUUCAUCCUUCCAUUGAAAUCUCUGACACAUUUCGAGAAUAGGUGGGGUUCUCAUCUCAAACCUUUCAGACCGGAUUACUUUGCCAUUCUGCCUCCCAAUGAACAGGUUGGCUGGCGCGAUUGGUACGCAUAUUCCAUCUCUUUCAGUGGCACGGGGCAGUACAUCGCCUUCGCAGACUACCAAAUGCCCUGCAUAACACACGUCGCCAUAUUUGAGAUCUUCCGAAAACCUGCAUUCUAUAUUUCCGCGCCCGUAUGUCUUCCAACAGCCAAUACUCGACCUAGUCGCGUCUUUGAAUCUCUAAGUUUCUCUGCUUGCGGCAUGUACCUUCUCGCGCGCGACAAGAACGAUGUCGAGGUGUUACCAAUCCCAAAGGACAUGCUAGCUCUGAAGACCAUUGCGCAACCUACGGAUUUGGAAAUUGGGCAACUUGUGACUACGAAUGUUCCAAGUACAUCGGUGGCCAGUGUAUUAGACCUUCAGCAGAGUUGGAUCCAUCCUGGAAGGCUUCUUCCGGACACGCACCUCGUGAAUACUGAAGACGGAUCGAAUUGCUCAAAAGCUCUCCUUGUCACAACCACCGAUAACGAGCUUAAAAUUGAGUCUGUACAACCAGGAAUGUCUAAAGACAGCGAAUACCUCCAGAUCUCAUCAUUGCCACAGUCGUUCAGUACCGAGAACAGUACUGUCAAUCUUCAGGUUCCCACGUCUUCGACAGAGUCUUUACGUGUCAUCUUCAAUAAGCGAGCAGCAGAAAGCUACAGUCUCAGUGACGGAAGGCACGGGCAAUUUCCUUGCAUAAUGGAUAGGAAGCUUAAGUCGAUUGCUCGGAUCGAAAAAGCUCCACCUCCUCAACACGAAUUGCUUAGAAUCCCUGCUCAAAUCGAAGAGGCGGAAACCUCACAUCAAACUCCCCCGUCCCCUCAUAAAUGGCGCAAAAUGAACGAUGGAGAUAUCAGCACAUCAAAAAAACAGCCGAGGUAA